CCUAACCCGGGGAGGGAGAUUUCUGGUGCUGCAAAUUAAUUACUGUAUUAGAAUGGCGACGAAAAUCAUUAAGAAAGCGAUAACCCCAGUCUUACUAGCGUAUACGAGGAAGACUCCUCUUAGAAAUUACAGCUCUUCUUCUUCCAUCUUCAUCACCCCGCAAUUGAAGAACAGCAUUGCCCGUAAUCUAAUUUAUUGACGAGCUCUAAAUCUCCAGCUGUUCUCUUCUCUUUCUAAGAAUAAAAUGAGACCGUCUAGUUCUGAUCAAAUCAUAUGUGCUGCUGAGGUGAAAGCUGAAGAUCUUCUUCACAAGACACCAAGUGAUUUUCCCUUCAAAAUUGAAGACAAACCAGGAAACCAAACCGUAACAUUGACUAGAAAAUAUCGGGGUGCUGAUAUCAAAGUCAUAGUUCACAUGCCUGCUGAUCAUUCCUCUACUGUCGAAGAAAUGGGUGAUGAACUGGAUAGCGAGAAUCAUGACCAACACAAGGAUAGUAUUGUUAGUGAUCCGCAGUCCAGCAUUCGAUUAGUUGUAACUGGUACGAAUUCUCUUGGGACUACGUUGGAAUACGGUGUCAUUGCCUAUCCAGAUGACUUUUUGAUUGACAGUUUCUGUGUCAAGUAUGCAAAUGCUCCGGAUGAAGAAAAUAUAUAUUACAAAGGGCCUGACUAUGCGAAAUUGGAUAAGAACUUGCGGAAAGAAUACCAUAGACGUUUGAAGAUCCUAGGAAUCAUACCCAGCACCGCCAACUUCUUGCAUAAGUACAUGGCUAACAGAGACAUGUGUUUAUCAGAUUCAUCCAAUUCUCCUCCUCCUCCACGUACUACUACUUCUACUGAUCAAUCUACUCCUAAAUCCGUAAAAACAAGACAUAUUUUGUUUAGUGAUGAAGGGCUUGCCGUCCACCGUGUAAUCGAAGUAUACAGACAAAGAGGACAUCCACUUGUCAGUGCUGAUGAUAUCCGGAACAGUGGAAAAGAAUCCCAAGGACUUUGUUUGGAUUCCUUAUCCAUAUACUCGUAGCAGUGAGAAGCUUAUGUGGAUUGAAGUUCCUAGCAAGGGUUUCGACACUCCUCGAAGGUGUUAUUAUGUUUCUUUUUCUUUUAUCCUAGUUGGUCAAAGCCAGAGGACAAACUUUCCUACUUGAGUGAAGUUGAACGUAUACAUCAUGAUGAUGAUUCUAAGUUAUUCCUUGAUGGCGAGGCUUGGGGCGCGAAUCCUUAUAGAUGUUUACCUCCCAAAGCAUUCGGGACCCCCCCUGUUAUCAAUGAAGAGAUGGAUAAGAUAUUGUAUCCUGAUUUGAAACAUGCGACUGAUCCUAAAAAAGCUUGGAAAGAAUGUGGUGCUGCCCUAAAAGCACACAAUGAUGAGAUGGAAAAGAUAAAGUAUCCUAAUGGACGUAUUAAUAUAAGUGAUUCAGAUCUUGAAUAUUAUCAAGUAUAUUGUAUGUAAAUUUGAUAUAGUCAUUUACACUCUGGUGUUUUUUUUGUUUUCUGGAAGUUUUGGUAACUUUUAAUAAAUUAGUAACCAGAAGAAGUGAUUUGUCGAA
Molecule: messenger RNA, 1550 nt
Organism: Papaver somniferum (opium poppy)
Lineage: Eukaryota; Viridiplantae; Streptophyta; Magnoliopsida; Ranunculales; Papaveraceae
Exons: 6
Coding region: 245-1024 (259 amino acids)
Cellular component (GO): mitochondrial matrix
Source: RefSeq, a predicted model, not a curated record